Messenger RNA from Ziziphus jujuba (common jujube), 4602 nucleotides. RefSeq names its product pentatricopeptide repeat-containing protein At3g53170. The record is from RefSeq and is a predicted model, not a curated record. Gene Ontology annotation, molecular function: mRNA binding; protein binding. The transcript is spliced from 6 exons. Lineage: Eukaryota; Viridiplantae; Streptophyta; Magnoliopsida; Rosales; Rhamnaceae. Bases 101 to 1558 code for a protein of 485 amino acids.
UGUUCUUCUUCUUCUUCUUCGUCUGUUUUACUGCUCUGAGUCACUUCCAGGCCAGUCUUUCACACUGAACCUUAUCCAGUUUUCUUCUGCCUGCCGCUCAAUGGAGCCUCACGUCCUGGAACCCACUAACUUGCGACGAUCGUCCUCGACCUUCUUAACACGCACCAUGCGUUCAAUAAAACUCCAAGGUGAACAUACCCACUUGACAAACCAAACAAUUCGCUGUUUACAAUUAUCUAAACGGAGCUCCCCUUCGCCCCAAAAUGGACUCCAGAAGGACUCCAAGAAGGACCUUUCCCGGAUUCUGAGAACGGAUGCUGCUAUUAGGAAUAUUGAGAGGAAAGCAAACUCGAAGAAGUACAAUAGGUUGUGGCCUAAAGCUGUUUUGGAGGCUUUGGAUGAGGCUAUUAGAAAGAAUUUCUGGGAAACCGCUCUCAAGAUUUUUGGACUGCUAAGAAUGCAACACUGGUAUGAGCCAAGAUGCCAGACAUACACAAAACUCCUGAUGAUGCUUGGAAAGUGCAAGCAACCAGAGCAGGCCAGCGUACUCUUUGAGAUUAUGUUAUCUGAUGGACUCAGACCUACUGUUGACGUGUAUACCGCUCUUGUUUUUGCCUAUGGCCAAAGUGGCCUACUGGACAAGGCAUUUUCUACUGUGGAUGAUAUGAAAUCUGUUUCUGAAUGCAAACCAGAUGCAUAUACAUAUUCUAUUCUUAUUAGCUGUUGCACUAAAUUCUACCGCUUUGAUCUGAUUGAACAUGUUCUCAAUGACAUGUCCUGUCUGGGAAUUGAAUGUACCACAGUCACAUACAAUACUCUUAUCCAUGGAUAUGGUAAAGCUGAAAUGUUUGAACUGAUGGAAGAAACAUUAAUGGGUAUGAUUGAAAGCAGCAGCUGCCUUCCGGAUGUUUUCACAUUAAAUUCUUUUAUUGGGGCUUAUGGAAAUAGUGGGCAAAUUGACAAGAUGGAGAAGUGGUAUGAUGAAUUUCAGCUAAUGGGAAUAAAGCCAGACAUUAAGACAUUCAAUAUCCUGAUCCGAUCAUAUGGGAAAUCAGAAAUGUAUGAUAAGAUGGGUUCUGUUAUUGAGUUCAUGGAGAAAAGGUUCUACUCUCCUACUAUUGUUACUUUUAAUAUCGUUAUUGAGGUAUUUGGAAAAUCUGGAAAUGUUGAAAGGAUGGAUGCAUACUUCAAGAAAAUGAAGCACCAAGGAAUGAAGCCUAAUUCUAUCACUUAUUGCUCUCUUGUUAGUGCUUAUAGUAAAGCUGGGCUUUUGAAGAAAGUUGAUUCAAUUAUGAGGCAAGUAAGAAAUUCUGAUGUUAUACUGGAUACACCUUUUUUCAACUGUGUCAUUAGCGCUUAUGGUCAGGCUGGCGAUGUGCAAAGGAUAGGUGAAUUGUUUUUGGAAAUGAAGGAAAGUAAGUGUGUGCCUGACAAUGUCACUUUCGCUACCAUGAUCCAAGCCUACAAUGCUCAAGGCAUGAUUGAGGCUGCUCAAGACUUGGAGAGUAAGAUGAUCACCACAAGGAACUAUUCAGGUGCUAAGUUCAUUGGUUGCUAGUACGACGAAGUACUUAGGAGGAAAAAAAAUUCAAAGUGGACCAUGCAAACUUCCAGAAUGGUUAUGUAACUGCUCAGGAAUCAUUUGGCCCAAGGAAUUUGACCCUCCUGGCAUCAUUUAAUAGAAGAAAAUCCUCUGGCAUGGAGUAUGAAAUCUUACCGUAGAAAAAAGUUACAUUAAUUAUUCUAGAUACAUGUAACUUCAUAGUUCUAACUUUUUAACAGAUACUUCACAUUUGUUUUACUCGUAAAAACCCGUCCCAAGUCUUCCCCUACAGGAAGACUUUACUAGGUUAGUGGACAAUUUUAAGCCUGGACUUGGACAUUUUGAAGCACAUGCUUUUCAUAUUGACCUAACCCAAUAUGUUGGACUGCAAGCUCUUCUCAUAUUGGGAUUAGGCCCAUUAAAUGGUGGUGAUAUAUAUGCAUUGGACAUUCCAAUAGGCAAUAUGGUCCAAAGAAAGGGGGCUAAGCAAAGAAGAAAAUUAAGUGGAUGGCUUCUGUUGAUGGAAACCAGUGUUCAACUCUAGUAUGGUGAACACACCGAGAUGGGCUGUUCUUGAUCCUUCAAGAGGGGAUAACUAGAUGCUACCCUAUUCGAUUGAUCUGAUCCACAAUGCCAGACCUCAUCAAAAUGGACUAGGAAUAUGGCUUAUGGCUAAGAUUUGCAUCCUAGAAUUUCAUUUAUUUUAUUUAUUAAACUAUGAUUCUGGAUUGAGUAAAAAGUGUACUUGUUUUUGUAUCAAUGGUAUUGGUGGAAAUGAUGUCUAAUCUACAAACUUAUCAAAGUACACACAAGUCAUUCAAAUUCCCUCAUGAUCUGCUAAUUUCCCCCUAGGUUUCAAAAAGUUUGAAGAAGAAUGAAAGAAAUAUUAGAAAGAAAAGAAUGAAAAGAGUGUCAAUGGAAUUGCAUAAGGUAUAGAAAUGGAGGAGAGGCUUGCAAACUUUCGCAUACAACAUCACUGAGUCAAUAGAAGAAAAGACCUAUAAACCAGUCUAGAUCUCAAUAUUGUGGAACUUCUUCAAGCCUCCCAUCGUUUCUGAAACUGUAGUUGCUCUCUGUAGAUUUUGGACUACUAAGAAUGCAGCACUGGUAUGAGCCAAGGUGCCAAACAUACACAGAAUUCUUGAUGAUGUUCGGAAAGUGCAAGUACCCUGAGCAGGCCAGCUUACUGUUUUACAUUAUGUUACCUGCUGUUGAUGUGCAUACUGCUCUUGUUAGUGCUUAUGGCCAAAGUGGCCUCCUGGACAAGGCAUAUUUACAGUGAAUGAUAUGAAUUUAUUUCUGAAUGCAAGCUACAUGCAUAUACAUACUCUAUUCUUAUUAGCUGUUGCACUAAAUUCCACUGCUUUGAUCUGAUUGAACAUAUUCUCAAUGACAUGUCUUAGCUGGGAAUUGAUGGAAAAAACAUUGACUGAUAUGAUUGAAAGCAGGCUUUCUGGAUAUUUUCACAUUAAAUUCUUUUUAGAGGGCCUAUGGAAAUAGUGGGCAAAUUGAGAAGUUGGAGAAGUGGUAUGAUGAAAAUUUCAGCUUAUGGGAAUAAAGCCUGACUUUAAGAUGUUUAAAUCCAGAUCAAAUCAUAUGGGAAAGCAUGGAUAUAGGAUAAGAUGGGUUCUGUUAUUGAGUUCAUGGAGAAUAGGUCCUAUCCCCUACUUUCGUUACCUGUAAUAUUGUAAUUGAGGUAUUGGAAAAGCCGGAAAUAUUGAGAGGAUGGAUGAUUAGUUAAAGAAAAUGAAAAAUCAAGAAAUGAAGCCUAAUUCUAUCACUCAGUGCUCUCUUGUUAGUGCUUAUAGUAAAGGUGGUUAUAUGAAAGAAAGUUGAUUCCAUUAUGAAGCAAGUUAGAAAUCCCGAUGUUAUACUAGAUACACCUUUUUUUAACCGUGUUAUUAGUGCCUAUGGUCAGGCUAGUGAUGUGGAAAGGAUGGGUGAAUUGCUUUUAAGUGCGUGCCUGACAAUGUCACUUUUGCUACCAUGAUCCAAGCCUACAAUGCCCAAGGCAUGGUUGAGGAUGCUCGAGACGUGCAGGGUAAGAUAAUCGCCACAAUGAAAUAUCCAGGUAUCUUGAUAUGUCUUCCACUUGAAUAGUUCUAUUUUUUUCCUUGUCACAAAGGAUCUUACAAAUAAAUACUUACACUUCCACGACUUAUGAUUUUACUAUGGUUCUCUAAGUUUAAAUCUUGCAUGAUAUUUGUGCUAAGAAAUAUUACGUAGAGAUUGGAAGUUCGAGCCUCUGAAUUGGCGCUGACAAGGCCUAUGGAUAGGGGUUUGUUAGGCUUUCUACUGUAGUAGAUGUCCUAUACAGAAACCAGGCAUUAGUAUUUGGCGUUUACCAAUAUUCACGAGUCCAAAAGGUAAGAAGUUGAUUGGAUGCUAGUACGAUAACUUACUUCGAAGAAAACUUUCAAAGUAGACUGCAAACUUCCAAAAUGGUCAUGAAACAGGUGGACUUUAUGUUACUAGGCCACAGGUCAAUACCAAACCUGGACCUGGACUUCUUAAAGCGCAUGCUUUUUACAUGGUCAUAAACCCAGUUUGUUGGACUAUAUCCUCUUCUUAUCUUGCGAUCAGCUCCAUUAAAUUUUGAUUAUGUAUAUUCAUUGGGCAUUCCAAUAUGGGGCCUAAGGAAGUAGGCUCAAUCAAUAAAGCUAAGUGGAUUGCUUCUGGGUUUUGAUGGAAACCAGUGUUCAAGUCAAAAAAUAAAGGUAUAUGGGUAUAGUGAGAUGGGCUGUUCUAGUACAUGAAAAGGAGAUGACAACUAGAUGGAACCUCACUAUUUGAUUGGUCUGAUCAUGAGUGCCAAACCUAACUAAGAGAGAAACCAAGCUUGGGUGGACUAGGAACAUGGCUUAGCUAAAGACUGUAUUCUUUAAUCUCAUUUUUAUUUUAUUUGUAUUAAACUAUGAUUCUGGAGUAGUUUCUUCCAUUUGCUUAAAAUUAGGUGAGGGAUAUGAUUGACUAAAAAGCAUAUAUGUUAUUGUAUCAAUGGUAUCGGCGGAAUGAUGUCUAUUCUACCAACUUAUCUAAAUACACGCAAGUUAUUCAAA